Messenger RNA from Saccostrea cuccullata (small rock oyster), 888 nucleotides. RefSeq lists its product as uncharacterized. Gene Ontology annotation, molecular function: acetylpyruvate hydrolase activity. The record is from RefSeq and is a predicted model, not a curated record. The coding region runs from base 14 to 670 and encodes 218 amino acids. Gene Ontology annotation, cellular component: mitochondrion. The transcript has 3 exons. NCBI's taxonomy places the organism in Eukaryota, Metazoa, Mollusca, Bivalvia, Ostreida, Ostreidae.
AAAUUAGGUCGCCAUGUCAUCCGAGGAGAGACUUAAAACAUUUACCUCACUUGGAAAGAAAGUGAUGGCGGUAGGGCGAAAUUACAGAGCCCUGGCGGCAGAACAGGGAAAUCCAAUACCCGAGAAACCGAUCGUCUUCAUGAAACCUACGUCAUCUUUCAUAACAGAGGGACAGUCAAUAAAGAUUCCGUUGGGAUGUGAACGCUUGUAUUUCGAAGUGGAGCUAGGAGUAAUCAUAAGCCGCAGAUGUUCGAACGUCAAGGAACAAGAAGUAGAUAACUAUAUUGGAGGAUAUUGUCUGGUUCUAGAUAUGACAGCACAGGAUUUUCAAGUAGAAGCUAAAGCCAAAGGACAUCCCUGGUGCUUGGCUAAAGGUUUCGAUACGGCGUGUCCAGUCAGUGCAUUCAUCCCGAAGCCUAUGAUAAGAGAUUAUAACGACAUUGAACUGUGGUUAAAAGUCAAUGAUGUCACGAAACAGAGGAGCAGUACCAGUGACAUGAUAUUUAGUAUUCCCCACGUGAUCAGUUACGUAAGCAGUUACAUCACACUGGGGGAGGGUGACGUUGUCAUCACAGGUUCGCCUGCUGGUGCCGGUCCGGUUCAAGCAGGAGAACUAAUCGAAGCCGGUCUUGCUGAUGUUAUGUCCAUGAAGUUCCCAGUAAUUGUUUGACUCAAAUUAAAACACCAUCAUUUAAGCUUGCAAUAUAAAGUAUCAUUAUUAAAUCUAAAUGUUGAUCUAAUUAGAGUAACCACCCGUGGUCCGAACAAAAAGUUUAAAAGGUUCAGCAAAGCAGUUAAUUGAUGUGUUUGAAAGUAAUAAAACAUGCAGAUAGAAACAGCAACAACAAAAUAGCUAAAAUUUAAAUUCAUUGCAAUCCCGAGUUUAAC